Ruditapes philippinarum (Manila clam) is the source of this 356-nucleotide messenger RNA. Its product is annotated as histone-binding protein RBBP4-like. Gene Ontology annotation, molecular function: histone binding. Gene Ontology annotation, biological process: regulation of gene expression. The record is from RefSeq and is a predicted model, not a curated record. Gene Ontology annotation, cellular component: NuRD complex; nucleus; ESC/E(Z) complex. NCBI's taxonomy places the organism in Eukaryota, Metazoa, Mollusca, Bivalvia, Venerida, Veneridae.
AAGAAUACCACUAAUUUUAGUUAGGUAGAAUCGUGUGCAAUAUUAUGCGGAUAGAAGUUGGCGGGAGAGCGUGUGCCUUUGUUCCCGGAAAAUAUCAACUUUUAACUCAAUAAUAUCCGCUUGCAAAUAAAUAUAAUCAUGACAGAUAAAGAUGGAGAGAAUUUUGAUGAUGCAGUGGAGGAGCGUGUGAUUAAUGAAGAAUACAAAAUAUGGAAGAAAAACACACCAUUUUUAUAUGACUUGGUGAUGACACAUGCCCUAGAAUGGCCAAGUCUAACUGCACAAUGGCUACCAGAUGUUUCAAGACCCGAUGGUAAAGAUUACUCCUUGCACAGACUUAUUUUAGGAACACAUAC